CGCUACUUCCCUGGAACCGUUGCUGCUUCCAGUGUUUCCUCCUGAAGUCUUUGAUCACUACCCAGUCACCGGGCUUGAAGUGGUGUUGUGGCGCAUCAGCUGGCGUCGGCAGUACGGCUUUCAGAGUGGAUAGCUGAGAGGGAGACUGAAAGACUUAUACAGUAGUUCAACAAAAGCAACCACACUUUCCUCGGUCACAUACUUCAGGAUACUUGCUGCAGAGCUGACCUUCUAGGAAAGAGUUGGCAUUCCCAUGAGCAAUGGAGGAAAUCUAUGCCAAUAUUGACGAUGUCCAAACCCUAAGCUCAAAAUCAUCAACAAUACAAGAAGGUCCCAGGAGACUUCUCAGAGCGUCUGUUCUCGGUCUGGGGCUGCUGAGUGUUUUGCUGCUGGCUGGACUCAUUGGCCUCGCUGUCCACCACCACGACGUGACUGAAGAGAGAGACCGACUGAAGGCCAGCCUCACCGGUGAGGUGUACAGGCUUCAGCGUUUGAUGAACAAGACCAAAACGUGUCCUGAAGGAUGGAGUAAGUUUGGUUGUUCCUGUUAUCUCCUCUCUACUGAGAAAGCUUCUUGGGAACAAAUCAGAGACUGCACAGCCAGCGGAGCGGAUCUGGGGAUCGUAGACAGUUUUGAAGAACAGACUGAGCGUCUCCAGGCCAGCGAUCAGCAGCUGUCCUCCAUGACUGAAGAGAGAGACAGACUGAAGGCCAACCUCACCGAAAAGACCAGAGAGGUGUACAGGCUUCAGAGUUUGUCCAAACAGAGUUACAGCACUUUGUAA
Messenger RNA from Trematomus bernacchii (emerald rockcod), 785 nucleotides. Its product is annotated as C-type lectin domain family 4 member A-like. Lineage: Eukaryota; Metazoa; Chordata; Actinopteri; Perciformes; Nototheniidae. Bases 261 to 785 code for a protein of 174 amino acids. The transcript has 7 exons. The record is from RefSeq and is a predicted model, not a curated record.